CUCAGGUAACAAGGCUAUAUCUAAUGGUCUAUAUUCUUGUUCUAGGUUCCAGUGGGGGUAUGGUUGAUGGAGAAAAAUUGAAGACAGAGCAACCCGAGACUACUGUGAAAGAGCAACUUGUUGAUGUUGAAGGCCAAGAGAAAAGAUGGUUGGCAUUUGAAUCAAAUGGAACAUUGUGGAUAAGCAUGGAACAAGUGAAGGCUGAGUUCACAAAAAAUAUACAAAGCUCGACUCUCCGCAGCAGAAUGCACAGAUUGAAGAUAAAUUGCAAGAAAUCUGAGGGGAUCCUGCGCUUGAAGCUCGAAGAGAAAUUUGGACCACGUAAAGGUGGGCAUUACGUCAUCCCAUUAGACAGUCUUCAUUUGCUGCUACAGAAGCAGAGUGUGCUUCAACUACCACAAGCAGCAGUCGCCAAUGUGGAGGCGGGUACAAGUUACGAAGCAGCUUCAAGCAUGCAGGAUGGAGUGUCUUCAUUUGAAGUAUUUUUCGAAAAGCUCCAGGAAUUCUACACGGAUGAAAUAAACCCGUUAAGACCAUCAAACGGUAUGACAGCAGGGACAAUCGAACGCCACACAAGAAGGUUAAAGAAGUUCUUUGAACAUGUAGAAGAGACAUAUAACAGACCCCCACAAAUGGAGGAUGUUACAAACAUCAACUUUGUUAGGGCAUAUGUGGCGGAAUUGAGGAGGGAGCUAAACGUGGGUACAGUUGCCAACCAUAUUCAAAGCCUGAUAGUGGCAGCAAAAUAUAUUCUGAAAAAAGAGGGCCUAACAAAAAGUUGGCAUGAAAUUGCAGAAAUAACACAAUUGAGGCACAUGCAGGCCCAACUGCAAGUGAGUAUUCCAGUUCACCUUAGCUAUAUAUAUUUUCGCUUUUCAUUAGAAAUUCUACAAUAG
Rhopilema esculentum is the source of this 896-nucleotide messenger RNA. The record is from RefSeq and is a predicted model, not a curated record. NCBI's taxonomy places the organism in Eukaryota, Metazoa, Cnidaria, Scyphozoa, Rhizostomeae, Rhizostomatidae.